This is a messenger RNA of Pieris macdunnoughi, 1104 nucleotides long. The record is from the annotation of a GenBank genome assembly. NCBI's taxonomy places the organism in Eukaryota, Metazoa, Arthropoda, Insecta, Lepidoptera, Pieridae.
AUGGAAAAAUAUAUAUGUAUUAAAGAUUUGGAAGAUGCAGCCACUGCGUUACUCCCGAAGGCUGCCAGGGAUUAUUAUAAAAGUGGUGCGACGGACGAAUUUACCUUAGGUGAAAAUAAAAACGCAUUUCAAAGGCUCCGUAUAAGACCAAAAUGCCUCGUCGGUAUUUCGCACUUCGAUCUGCACACAACUAUUUUAGGAGAAAGAGUCACAAUGCCAGUUGGAAUAUCACCAACCGCAAUGCAGCGGAUGGCUCAUCCCGAUGGCGAGACAGCUAAUGUUAAAGCUGCACAAGCUGAAGGUGUAAUAUACACUUUAAGUACAAUAUCAACCAGUUCCAUUGAAGAAGUGGCCGAGGCUGGUCCUAAUGCCGUAAAGUGGUUUCAGCUGUACAUUUAUAAUGACAGGGAAAUCACUAAGCGACUUGUGAUGAGAGCUGAAAAGGCUGGAUUUAAAGCAAUUGCACUAACUGUUGAUACUCCGAUAUUCGGUUUAAGAAGGGCUGAUGUUAGAAAUAAAUUCACACUACCUCGUCACUUAAAAUUAGCCAAUUUCGAAGGACAUUUAUCGACGAAGAUUCACAGCACAGGAGAAGGUAGCGGCUUAAGCCAUUAUGUUAACAACUUAUUUGAUAAAACGUUAACUUGGGACGAAGUGAAAUGGCUAAAAAGCAUUACAAAAUUGCCGAUCAUUGCUAAAGGAAUAUUACGUGGUGAUGACGCCGUUAAAGCGGUUGAGGCCGGCUGCGCUGGAAUUCUGGUCUCUAAUCAUGGCGCGAGGCAGCUCGAUGGAGUACCAGCUACGAUUGAGGCGCUUCCUGAAGUGAUAGAAGCAGUGAAGAAUUAUAACGUCGAAGUAUACCUUGAUGGAGGUGUAUCGAGUGGCACAGAUAUAUAUAAAGCCCUGGCUCUCGGUGCUAAAAUGGUGUUCGUAGGACGACCGGCACUGUGGGGUCUAACAGUAGGAGGAGAGGCGGGUGUUAGAAAAAUGCUCGGUAUUUUAAGGAAGGAGUUGGAAUAUACAUUACAAAUAGCGGGAACACCCACCGUAGAUGAUAUAACUCGAGAUAUGGUUCGACAUGAAUCGGCUUAUAGCAGACUGUGA